AUGGAUGUGACAAAUGAAGUAAGAAGUACUCCAACGUUUAAUGAUGAUGAUUGGGAAGCAAUUUUUGGCACCGAAGACGAAGUAGAAGAUGCAAGGGAGCCAAGCCAAAGUAGUGGACUAGAUGCGAAGAAGCCAAGGCAGAAUGAUAAGUCUGAUAAUUUAGCCGAAUUGGUACUUACAGUGAAUUCUGAAAUCUCAACAGUUUAUUCUUGGCGAGCUGCUUGUACCUCAGCGAAUUCCAUAUCCGUUGGUCAUUCAAAGAUACCUUCUUCAGUUUCAGUAACGCCGGUUGCGGUAUAUUCUGAGAUGCAAGCUCAGGAUCCUUUAUUAAUGAUUAUAAUGAAUUUAUGCAUGAAACGAGAACAGAAACUCCGCACCGAAGGUAGCAUCGCGGAAGCGAAUGCGUUGAGUACCAUUAGUUUUCCUGUUACGAAGCUGAUUGCAAAAGGGAUGGAAUUGUUGCGAUCAAAUGAGUGCAUGCAUGUUGGAAGUUUGAUAUUAGAAGCAGUAAAAACAUCAAUGAAUGAAGGAUCGGUUGAAUGGGAAAGUUUGAUAUUAUGUGCGGAAAGCAUUUAUGCAUUGGUCGAUGAAGUACGGAUGAAAAGCGCUGAUUUGAAUACGAAACAGCAGGAAAUGAUAAAUAAAGCGGAAAAGAAGUUCGAUAAAGAAAAGCACAUAACAAAGUUGGCGAAUGAAAGAAAAAAACGAAAAUUGGAAGCUAUGUAUGAAAAAAAACAGGAGGAAGCUAACGAAAAGCGUAAAUGUCGUGUGGCGCAACAAGCUGAAUCACAAUCAAUUUUCCAUCCUCAAAUAACCAGUCAAGCAGAACAUUAUAUGGAAGCUCCCAAUGGAGGUGCAAAUGCCAUAUUAAUAAUGGCUGCGAAUAAAUUCAGAAUUCGUAAGGAUGAACGACGAAGGCAAAAAGUUAAAGGAAAAUCCCAAAUCAAUGAAGAACGGACAUGUUUACUUCAGUCAAAUGUUUCAGAUCCCAGUCUUCAAGCCUUGCCUAACUUAGCUGAUGAUAAGAGCUUCACUGGCCCAAUAAAUGCGGAAGUUUUAAUGGAGGAAUAUGCAGAAUCUGAUCUAAUCAACUCAGUCACUUUACCAACAUUUCUGAUGCAAGAAGAUGCUAAUUAUUACUGUGUGCAACGUCCAGAUUUUUUUGCUUCAGAGAGAGCAGCUACGGAGUUUCACAUGUCAAGUCAUAUUCGAAAUGAUCUUCCUGCAAUUGGGGAAGUUGUCUGUUCGGGACUCAUGAAUAAUAUUCCGAAUCAGUCAGUGACAUCUUUGUAUCCGUCAACUGCUAUCAAAAUCUCGAAUCCGCCUCAGUUGGACAUCAGUUCUGCAAGUGCUGCAAAUCUAGUUAGAGAGAAAAAUGUAUUUUUUGUUGCCGAGAACAAAUAUCCUGUAGUCGAGUUAUCGAAUAGUCCAGAUUCAACAAUGAGAGAGAAAAAAAAGGAAAUGGAGAAAUUGCCUUCUCGUGAAUACGACUUCUUCAUAUUCAUGGAAUAUUGGUGUUUUGAGGAUUUUUUUUUGUGGGAAGGAGGAGAGCGUGAUGGUCAUUUCCGAAAUGUUUCUUCAUUACUGCUUGAACCAAAUAUGUGGCGACCAAUUGGUAGCAUCAAUGCUCGUUCUUUCUGUGAAAGCUGCGAAUUUACACGUGGAGACAUACGUAAUUGGCUCAUUGUUGGUUCAAGAUUUGAUCGCUUGAAUGGAAGUAUCUUCAAUAUCAAGAAAAGUGGUUGUCCGAAAACUCAUCUAUCUCGUGUCAAAUACCCUCCAGUUCAUUUCAGAUUAAUAUAUGAUGCUCUAACAAGUAUUUCUAUCAAAAUUGCUGGUCUAAAGAUUUUCUUGGCUAUUGGUGAAGAUUGGAUUGUGAAAAAGUCAAUAAUGCCUGAAGAGUUUACAUCAUUUAUAACAAAAUUUGCCGAUGUUCUACAUAAGCUUUAUGUCAAACAGUACGAAGUAGAACAUACAAAAAAAGUAAAAUUAACGGAAGGUUUAAAAAAGCAGAAGAGAGCUUAUGACUAUGUCGAAAGUGGUUAUGCCUAUGUUGAAAUGCCAACUAUUAUAUUACUCACUAUUCCUGCAAGCAAUGAUCCUGAUGCAGAAACGAAAUGUAAUUUUUAUAACAAAGCAAUUCAAGAAUUGGUUCAAAAUUGGGAUUUAACGUGGAAAAGUCCCUACUAUCACGAUGCUACAAGACAGUGCAUAGAAUUGAAAUUAAUUGAUUGGCGACAAAUGUGUAUUGAUGAAAACGCAAACAAUAACAACGACAUGAUUAUCAUUUUAAUGAAGCAUUUAAUGGAAGAAUGGGGUGUAUGCAUGACACCAAUGAAUCGUUCUUAA
Molecule: messenger RNA, 2349 nt
Organism: Acanthocheilonema viteae
Lineage: Eukaryota; Metazoa; Nematoda; Chromadorea; Rhabditida; Onchocercidae
Source: the annotation of a GenBank genome assembly